UAUUGUUAUCAGUUCCUCAAAUAUUGAACAUGUAAUGGGUCAUAUUUUACCGUAAACGGGAAGCACUUCACUGCAUUAGUGAUAUUUUUAAAACCCGUUUAGGAAUUUUUCGUAAGAAUACUUUGGAGUCUAGUCAGGAUUUAUACUAGGAUUCAGUUGCAGCGAUCAUGUCUAAAGAUAAGGUUCAGGAAGGCAGGGAGUGUAUGGAGAAAGCUGCGAAAUACCUCAAAACGUCACUACUGAAAUGGGUACCUGAUUAUGAUAGCGCGGCUGAUGAAUAUUCUAAAGCAGCUACAUGCUUCAGAGUCGGAAAGGCUUACAAAGAAAGCAAGCAAUGCCUUGUGAAAGCAUCAGAAAAUUAUUUAAAACAUGGAUCCCUUUUCCAUGCUGCAAAGUGUAUGGACCAAGCCAUAAUUUUGUCUAAGGAAAUGGACGAUUUGAGUGAUGUUUUUCAAUUGGCAAUGAAAGCUAGUCACUAUUACCAGCAACACGGAUCCGCAGGAAGUGCAUCAUUAUUGUUAUGCAAAGUCGCAGAUAUGUUACAAAAAACAGAUCCAGAUUCAGCCAUUAAGCUAUUAAAAGAAGCUUCUAACAUUUCUGGGACUGAAGAUUCAAUUGGACAAGCAAUGGAAUACACCCAUAAAGCUGCACGAUUAUUGGUUAAAUUGAAAAGAUACGAAGAUGCUGAAGAAGAAUUAAACCGUCAGUUCGGACUUGCCAUUGAAGGCGGUUCAACGUCCAAUAUGGGCAGAGUAGCCGUUGAAUUGUUUUUAUUGCAAUUGGCUAAAGAUGAUUAUGUGGCUGCUAAAAAAGUAUUACAUGACCAUGGACUGCAAUAUUGUGAACAGGCCGAAAUCAAUAUGCUCGAUAGUUUAGUAACUGCAUACUCCGAUCGUGACAGUGCUGAAAUUAAAAGAAUGUUAAACAGUGCAUUUAUUAAACACAUGGAUGUUGAGUUUGCAAUACUUGCCAAGAAUUUAGCUGAAAAAUGGGUAGAGGAACCUGAAGAAAAAGUUACGAACGUUGUUGAAAAUAAUGAUGACAUAGUUAAGCCACAAACAGAUUUUGGAGGAGGUCUUUGUUGAAGUGGAAUGUAUGUACUUUUUUUUUCUAUUAAAAUUAUUUUUUUUUCUUAGAUUGAAUUCAAGAGUAGCUAAAAACUUAAUUCAACCUUUAUUAUAUCUCAGUUAAUUAAUAUAAAUAUUAAUUGUAUAUACAUUUAUUGACAAAGAAAAAAAUUAGUAAAAAUAGGCAUUUAUGCUAUAUUUCUCAGAUAAACACAAUAUUAAAUUAGAUUUUAUUGAGAUAUAAACAAUUUCAAA
Sipha flava (yellow sugarcane aphid) is the source of this 1322-nucleotide messenger RNA. RefSeq names its product gamma-soluble NSF attachment protein (gene gammaSnap1). Gene Ontology annotation, molecular function: syntaxin binding; soluble NSF attachment protein activity. Gene Ontology annotation, cellular component: vacuolar membrane; SNARE complex. The coding region runs from base 168 to 1085 and encodes 305 amino acids. NCBI's taxonomy places the organism in Eukaryota, Metazoa, Arthropoda, Insecta, Hemiptera, Aphididae. Gene Ontology annotation, biological process: intracellular protein transport. The transcript is spliced from 9 exons. The record is from RefSeq and is a predicted model, not a curated record.